AGUGUACGAACUCUCAAGAUCCUCCAAGAAUACGUUUCUGUGGAGAAAACACUUUCUUUAUGAAUGAAAUUCAUAAAAGAACCCUUUUUGUUCUUGAUCGAUUCUUGCUACUUUCAAGUUUUUAUUGAUGGAUUCUUUCUACUUUCAAGCUUUUCUUGAUCAAUAGUGAAUACCCAGAUCAAAUUUCACGUCCCUUUUAGGAAAUCUGUCUUUUUGUGUGUGUGAGUGUGUGUCCGAGGUCUAAAACCCUCGAAGAUUUUGAUUUCUUUUAGCGGUUUUUAGGGUUUUGACUUACAAUGGAUGGAAGUGAUAUUUAUAAAGCUAGUAGUAGUAUGAGAGCAAGUAGUAGUGGUAGUGGAAUGAUGUCGACUUUAAGAUCUGCAAGUACUUCUGUGUGGAGGAAUUCUGGGAUGGAUGUGUUUACAAAAUCUACUCGUGAAGAAAACGAUGAAGAAGCUCUUAAAUGGGCUUCUCUUGAAAAGCUUCCAACUUUUGAUCGUUUGAAAAGAGGUCUGCUUUUUGGAUCAAGAGGACCUUCAUAUGAAGUUGAUGUGGAUAAUCUUGAUUACAAUGAUCGAAAACGAUUGCUUGAUAGGCUUGUAAGGAUUGCUGAUGAAGAUAAUGAAAAGUUCUUGUUGAAGCUCAGGAACAGAAUCGAUAGGGUCGGCAUUGAUUUGCCAACAAUUGAAGUCAAAUUUGAGCAUAUGACUGUGGAGGCAGAUAUCAAUACAGGAAGCAGAGCUCUACCUAGUUUUAUAAACUUCCAUAUUGAUAUAUUUGAGGGGUUCUUGAGCUUAUUCCAUAUGCUUCCAAAUUCGAAAAAACAUAUAACCAUCCUUGAUGAUGUUAGCGGGGUAGUUAAGCCUAGCAGAAUGACAUUACUUUUGGGCCCUCCGAGUUCUGGGAAAACGACACUAUUGUUAGCUUUGGCUGGGAAGCUUGAUAAGGAUCUUAAGAGCUCUGGGAAGGUGACAUACAAUGGUCAUGAAUUGCAUGAGUUUGUACCCGAAAGAACCUCUGCUUAUAUCAGUCAAAAUGAUGUCCAUAUUGGAGAAAUGACUGUUAGAGAAACCUUGGCUUUUUCUGCACAAUGUCAAGGGGUUGGAUCACGAUAUGAGAUGUUGGCGGAGUUGUCAAGAAGAGAGAAAGAUGCAAACAUCAAGCCUGAUCCUGACAUCGACGUUUUUAUGAAGGCUGCAGCAUCAGAACGUCAAGAGGCAAGUGUGAUGACAGAUUACACUCUCAAGUUGUUGGGUUUGGACAUUUGUGCGGAUACCAUGGUUGGGGAUCAAAUGGUACGCGGGAUCUCUGGUGGCCAAAAGAAGCGAGUUACAACGGGUGAAAUGAUAGUUGGGCCAUCAAAUGUUCUUCUCAUGGACGAAAUUUCUACUGGUUUAGAUAGUUCUACAACUUUCCAAAUAGUGAAAUCACUCAGACAAUUUCUUCAUAUUCUUGAAGGAACAGCUGUCAUUUCCCUCCUCCAGCCUGCACCCGAGACAUAUGAUUUAUUCGAUGACAUUAUCCUUUUGACAGAUGGGAAAAUCGUGUACCAAGGACCACGUGAUAAUGUGCUCGAGUUUUUUGAAUCUUUGGGGUUUAAAUGCCCUGAGAGGAAAGGUGUCGCUGAUUUCUUGCAAGAAGUGACAUCGAAGAAAGAUCAGCAGCAAUAUUGGAUGAGAAGAAACGAGCAUUACAGAUUUGUGACAGCCAAGGAGUUCUCCGAUGCAUUUCGUUCCUUCCAUGUAGGGAAAAGACUAGGGGAAGAUAUUGCCUCCACAUAUGACAAAGCAAGAAGCCACCCUGCUGCCCUUACAAGCAAGAAAUACGGAAUAAACAAGAAAGACCUCUUAAAAGCUUGCACCCAUAGAGAAAUAUUGCUAAUGAAGAGAAAUUCUUUUGUUUACAUCUUCAAAUUGUCCCAAUUAUUUAUCAUGGCGUUAGUCUGUAUGACGGUGUUUUUCCGGACUGAGUUGCAUAGAGGUAGUGUAGAAGAUGGAGGGUUAUAUACGGGUGCUCUGUUUUUCGGUGUGGUUAUGAUCAUGUUUAAUGGGAUGUCUGAGAUCUCUAUGACAAUUGCAAAGCUUCCUGUAUACUACAAGCAACGGGACUUCUUAUUUUAUCCCUCAUGGGCGUAUGCUCUUCCAUCAUGGAUCAUCAAGAUUCCUGUUUCCCUUAUUGAAUCUGCUUUGUGGACGAUUCUUACUUACUAUGUCAUAGGAUUUGAUCCUAAUAUCAAUCGAUUCUUCCGACAGUAUUUUUUACUGCUUUUUGUUAACCAAAUGUCUUCUGCAUUGUUUCGAUUUAUUGGAGCAUUGGGUCGGAACAUGAUUGUUGCCAACACUUUUGGUUCAUUUGCACUUCUUUUAGUCUUUGCGUUGGGUGGUUUUGUACUUUCACGAGAUGAUAUAAAGAAAUGGUGGUUGUGGGGUUAUUGGUCAUCUCCAAUGAUGUACGCCAUGAAUGGCAUUGUCGCUAAUGAAUUUCUUGGGCAUCAGUGGAAAAAGACUUUAAACGAUACGACACUCGGGAAAUCCGUGAUCACUGCUCGAGGAUUCUUUGCGGAAGACUACUGGUAUUGGAUUGCAGUGGUGGCAAUGAUCGGAUUCAUUUUGGUCUACAAUUUCUGUUUUGCUUUGUCUCUCGCUUUUCUCAACCGUGAGUAUUUUUUCUACAUUUUCAUACUGAAAUACCACUAUAAGCGUAGUAGCCAUUCAGUAACAUUUAGUGUACAAUUCAUAGCUUUUGGGCAAUCUCGAUCAACCGUAUCAACACAAACCCAGAGUGGCACAGGAGCGGUUGAGUUAACAUCACCAGGUGGUGGGAGCAAUCAAAAGAAGAAAAAAGGAAUGAUUCUUCCAUUCGAACCACAUUGCAUUACCUUCAACGAUGUCAAAUACUCAGUCGACAUGCCACUGGAAAUGAGAGAACAGGGAUUGAAUGAAGAUCGGUUACUGCUACUAAAGGGAGUGAGUGGAGCUUUUCGACCAGGGGUUUUGACCGCAUUAAUGGGGGUGAGUGGUGCAGGCAAAACUACUUUAAUGGAUGUACUCGCAGGUCGAAAAACGGGUGGUUAUAUAGAAGGUGACAUCAGGAUUUCCGGGUAUCCAAAGAAACAAGAAACAUUUGCUCGGAUUUCCGGGUAUUGUGAGCAAAACGACAUUCAUUCGCCUUAUGUAACUGUUUACGAGUCUUUGCUAUAUUCGGCUUGGCUAAGGUUAUCAACUGAUGAUGAAGGAACUCGAAAGAUGUUUGUUGAUGAAGUUAUGGGACUUGUGGAACUAACUCCAUUGAGAGAUGCACUAGUUGGGUUGCCAGGUAUAAAUGGGCUAUCAACGGAACAACGAAAGCGGUUAACCAUAGCGGUUGAGCUGGUGGCUAACCCAUCUAUAAUAUUUAUGGAUGAACCAACAUCCGGUCUUGAUGCUAGAGCGGCUGCUAUUGUGAUGAGAACUGUUAGGAACACCGUGGACACGGGUAGAACCGUUGUGUGCACCAUUCAUCAGCCUAGCAUCGAUAUAUUUGAAGCUUUUGAUGAGCUAUUCUUGAUGAAAAGAGGAGGACAAGAGCUAUACGUGGGACCUGUGGGUCGUCAUUCUUGCCAGCUGAUAAGAUACUUUGAGGAUAUCAACGGGGUAAGUAGGAUUAAAGAUGGAUAUAACCCUGCAACAUGGAUGUUGGAAGUGAGUACCACUGCUCAAGAACUGUCUCUUGGAGUUGAUUUCACCGAAAUCUAUAGGAAUUCCGAACUUUAUCGGAGAAACAAGGCUCUUAUUGCUGAACUAAGCAUAUCACGUCCCGAUACAAAAGAUCUUUAUUUCCCAACCCAAUUCGCGCAACCUUUCAUGGUCCAGUGUAUCGCAUGCCUAUGGAAACAACGGUGGUCCUACUGGCGGAACCCUCCUUACACUGCUGUCCGUUUUGCUUUCACCACCUUUAUCGGGGUCAUGUUUGGGACCAUGUUUUGGGAUCUUGGUGGUAAACGGAAAACCCAACAACAGCUAACUAAUGCAAUGGGUUCUAUGUACAUGGCGGUUCUCUUCCUAGGAGUCCAAAAUGCAUCGGCAGUGCAGCCUGUUGUGGAUGUCGAACGCACCGUCUUUUACCGAGAACGAGCUGCAGGAAUGUAUUCGGCUUUACCAUAUGCUUUCGCACAGGUUCUGGUCGAAGUACCUUACGUUUUUGCACAAACCGCCUUCUAUAGUCUGAUUGUGUACGCCAUGAUCGGGUUUGAAUGGACAGCCGCCAAAUUCUUCUAUUACUUCUUCUUCCAGUUCUGUUGUCUACUCUACAUGACGUUUUACGGCAUGAUGACGGUGGCAAUCACCCCCAACGCCAACAUUGCCGCCAUUAUCGCAGCUUCGUUUUACGGGUUUUUCAACCUGUUUUCUGGUUUCAUCAUUCCACGACCCAAAAUUCCGGUGUGGUGGCGGUGGUACUACUGGUGUAAUCCGAUGGCGUGGACCAUCUACGGCAUGGUGGUGUCGCAGUUUGGCGACUAUGACGAUGUGCUUACGAACGGUGAGACAGUGAAAGGGUAUCUGGAUCGGUAUUUAGGCUACAAACACGAUUUUCUGGGCACAAUUGCCGGAGUUCACGUGGGAUUGGUUGUGGUCUUUGGGUUUAUAUUUGCUUAUUGCAUCAAAUCAUUCAAUUUUCAGAAGAGAUAAAUAUCAAAUAAUCACAACAUCAAAAUCUGAGUCCAAUUUUUUGUAUUUAAAGUGUUUUUUUUCUUUUUUUUCAUUUUUUUUUGUGUGUAUGUGUGUGUGUGUUUGGUUUUAUAGAACUACGUGUUAACUUGAUGUGAAAUUUAUAUAAUGUGGAGUAUAUUUAUCUUUUAUACAAUGUUGUUGUAUUUGAUAUGAUUGAGUGUAACUUGAUGUGUAACUCAUUGACCAUUAGUUAAAUCUUAACCUGAUUCGGAGUCUAUAUGUCACACACCAAACCGAGAAUGGCGGAAACGUUCUAAGGCAGAGGACGUCAUGUAAAGUAUCACAACAGUGUAAAGUAGUAAACAAGCAACAACAUCAUUUAUUGCAUUAAUAGUAUAAUUUUAAAUACAAGUGUGUUCUUUCAUAGUAUAAAACAACAUAUAAUGAAUAAUCAAAAUAAAAGAUGAGUCUUGACUGCUUCGUCUUCACAAAACCUAGUCGUCGUACCCAAUGGCGGAACUCAGUUAUAGCCAAGGGGGGCCAUGGCCCCCUUGCUUUUUUGAGUUAUAAGUUCCAAUAUUUGCAACUCGUUGGCAAACUUGAAUUGGAUGAGUAGGCCUAACAUAUCUCAAAGUUGAGUAUUAUUUAUUUAUUUCAUUAAAGCAACUUGGGCCAACUUGGGC
Molecule: messenger RNA, 5332 nt
Organism: Lactuca sativa (garden lettuce)
Lineage: Eukaryota; Viridiplantae; Streptophyta; Magnoliopsida; Asterales; Asteraceae
Product: pleiotropic drug resistance protein 1
Cellular component (GO): membrane
Molecular function (GO): ATP binding; ATP hydrolysis activity; ABC-type transporter activity
Source: RefSeq, a predicted model, not a curated record